Molecule: messenger RNA, 2242 nt
Organism: Erigeron canadensis
Lineage: Eukaryota; Viridiplantae; Streptophyta; Magnoliopsida; Asterales; Asteraceae
Exons: 2
Coding region: 106-2187 (693 amino acids)
Source: RefSeq, a predicted model, not a curated record
UUCCAAGUCUCUGUUAUACUCUCUUUUCUUAUAAUAUUCUCUUCUUUUUGUUACUUACGUACGAGCAAGAAUCAAAUUUAAGCAUCUCGAUCAGUUUUCAUCAAAAUGACUUCCAUUGCUAUAGGUUUGGUUGCCUUUGGUGGAGAUCACAGAAAGUUGUUUCAGAUGAUACCAGAUGAUGUUAAGAAGACAUGGAACGAGUGGGCAUUAGAGGGAUUGAUUUUGAUCAGUAUUUGUUCUCAGGUUCUCUUAUUUCUACUUGGCAAUCUUCGCAAGUAUGAUCCAAGAACACGAAUCAGGCUCACUCUCUGGUGUGCCUACUUAACAGCAAAUGCGGUUGCAUCAGCUGCUCUUGGUGUCAUUACUCAAACUGCCUUAGAUGUAUGCAACAAGUCUAAACCAACUUCACAAUCUCAAAAACUGAACACAAGCGAGCUCAUGUCUUUUUGGGCCCCGUUUCUCCUUCUUCACCUUGGUGGUCCAGACACCAUUACCGCCUACUCUCUAGAAGAUAAUGAGCUUUGGUUAAGGCACAUGGUGGAACUUGUUUUUCAGUCAGGACUAGCUCUCUAUAUCCUCUUGUUGUCGUGGCCGGGUUGUUCUCAUCUCCCCCUACUAAGCUUACUAGCUUAUGUAGCCGGUUUUAUCAAGUGUUAUGAACGUGUUCAGGCUCUACGGUUAGCAAACACGGAGCGUCUCCGUGACUCAAUGCUUGGUUCUCCCGAUCCAGGUCCCAAUUUUCCCAAAUUUAUGGAGGAGUUUGAAUUGAAGAAAACACAGGGGUUCUUUGUGAAGGUUGAUCAGGUCACUGAGGCCCCGGAAAUUAAACAUGCUUGCCCUGAAGGUCAGAGUCAGAGAAUAUCGGAAGCUUAUGGUCUAUUUCAAACAUUCAAACGGAUGUUUGUUGAUCUUAUCCUCACAUUUGAAGAUCGAGAUAAUAGCCAAUUAUACUUCAUACGUCUUAAAACUAGUGAAAUUUUCACUGCUAUGGAGAUUGAACUUGGAUUUGCAUAUGACAUGUUUUACACGAAGGCUAAUGUCGUGUAUACCUUUGUAGGGCUCGCAAUUCGCCUCACUAGUGUUUCCUUAAUUAUUAUGGUGCUCACCGGCUUCAUUUUUCUGUGUAAUAUGGACGAUUACCGAGUCAUUGACAUAGUAAUUACUUACCUAUUAAUUGCAACGGCGGUUUUAAUGGAAGUUUUUGCAGUUAUUACCAUGAUGCGUUCUGAUUGGGCCGACCACUGGUUGAGCCAACACAACUACACUCGCAACAUCCUCGUCUUCCCAUUCUUGAAGCAGCCUACAAGACUAAGAUGGUCCAAUUCGAUUGCGCAGCUAGACCUACUAAGUGUCGCCCUUGAGGAGAAGCCUCCUAUCUUUUUAUCAGCUCAGAAAUUCUUUGGGAUUGAUCAGUACCGCGUGAAGCACCGUUACAAGACGUAUAUCAAUGUUUCUAACGAUAUAAAAGAUCUUAUUUACAUGCAAUUUAAGGAGUUUAUAAAUAGCAGCCCUGAUACCAAAUCAUUAUGUAGUCACAAAGGUAGCUUUUCUCUCGGCCGAUCAAACAAGUGUGAUGCUCUUCUAUGGAGUAUCACUAAAGUGGAGUUUGAUCAAAGUAUUCUUAUAUGGCAUAUUGCUACCACUCUUUGUUAUUUCUCGGAUCAUGAAGAAAAAGCAGAAUGUGACAACGUCUGCCGUGUGGAAAGCAAGCACAUGUCUGACUACCUGAUGCAUCUUCUCAUGACAUACCCUGCUAUGUUGCCGAAAGGUAUUGGCAUGAUCAGGUUUCGUGAUACUUGUGCUGAUGCCACGCGUUUUUUCAAAGAGAAAGAGCCUGUUGAUGGGCUGGCUGUGGCUUGUAGAAAGUUGCUUGAAGUAAAUUGUACAGAAGUGCAGCCCAGUGAUGUAAAGGGGGAUCGAUCAAAAUCAGUUUUAUUUGACGGCUGCAGACUUGCAGUGACUCUGAGAGAGAUGGAAAAGAAAGAUAUGUGGGAAAUCACGAGUCAAGUCUGGGUCGAGAUCUUAGCUUAUGCUGCUACUCAAUGCAAAGGGUUUCACCAUGCGCAGCAGCUUCGGAAAGGGGGAGAGUUUCUGACUCAUGUUUGGCUUCUGAUGGCCCAUUUGGGGAUCACCGAGCAGUUCCAGGUAUCUCAAGGCCAUGCUAGAGCUAGACUCAAUGUAUCAUGAGUACAAUUCCGGUUCAAUUCAGGAACCAAUAUAUAUUCUUUAUUCUUGCUGUAAA